AUGAUUUCCGGAAUUGCACACAUCAACCUCACGAUCCCUCGGGGGACAUUGGAGCAGGCCGAGGAAUUCUACGGCACCACCCUGGGACUCACUUCGGCGCCGGUACCGGAGCUGCAAGUAGGCACGAUUCUAUGGUUCAAUAUUGGCUCUAGCGGGCAGCAAAUACAUAUCUCGUUUGGUACUACUGAUCCCAGCGGUACUCGGCACCCUUGCUUUAAGCUGCCUUCGCCUAAGGACCUGGAAGAGACUAAGGCCAGUAUCUAUGAUCACCAUGUAAGAGGGGGGCCUGCGGCUCCAAUGGCUGCUGAUAAGCCUGGCGAAAUGGACUCUGGUACCCAAGGAAAGGAAUAUCCCACACGAUUCUUUGCUCGUGACUAUGCGGGGAAUCUGCUCGAGUUCACCCUGUAG
Penicillium olsonii is the source of this 408-nucleotide messenger RNA. NCBI's taxonomy places the organism in Eukaryota, Fungi, Ascomycota, Eurotiomycetes, Eurotiales, Aspergillaceae. The record is from the annotation of a GenBank genome assembly.